CGGCCCGCCCGCCGGCCUGCGUCAGAGCCGGAGUUUUCCACUGACGGAGGCAGUAGGAGGAGGAGGAGCCGCCGCGGGGGCCGGAGCGCGCAGCUGAGCGGCGGGCCGGGCGGGCAGACGGGCAGACGCGCGGGGAGGCGGGGAAGGAGAGCCACGGGCAGAGCACAGCCGAGCCGAACCGAGCCUGCCGAGCCUGAGCCCGAGCCCGAGCCUGAGCCCGAGCAGCCGCCGCCGCGCCCGACCCGGGGAUGCGCAGCUGAGCCCGGCCCGUCCAGCCCCGCGUCGACCAUUGCCGCCGCCUACGAGCAGCGAUCCGGGAUUGCAGCAGGCACUGGAGCCAUGAUGAGCGGGCUUCUGAAGAGGAAGUUUGACCAGCUGGAUGAGGAUACCUCUGCCUCCUCAGUCUCAUCCUCCUACUCGCGCUCUUGUUCGCCAACCUCGUCCUCGGAGUCCUCAGGCUGGGACUCAGAUGAGGAAUUCCGCCCGGCUGACUCGGUGCCCCGAGACCUCGUCGCUCCAUCCAUCCUCAAGAAGAGCAGGCGCUCUCCAUCCAGAAGGGUGGCCUUUGCCGGGGUCACCGUCUUCUACUUCCCCAGAUGCCAGGGCUUUACCAGCGUGCCCAGCCGAGGGGGCUGCACCCUGGGCAUGGUGAGACGGCACAACUCCUGCUGCCACUUCACCCUGGAAGGGUUUGCCCAAGAGCAGGCCCGCUCACGCAAGGAGAAGCUCCGGAUGAGACUGAGGGAGGAGAAACUGGAGGCCCUAAAGUGGAAGCUGAAGGCCAGUGGGAUGCAGGAGUCAGAGGAGAUGCACCAGCUGCCCACGGAGGAGGCUGACGUGGAGGUGACUGAGGAGGAGCUGGAAGGUGGGGCCUUCCUGCAGCCCUACUCGGCCCGCCAGCGGCGCAGACUGCUCCGGGCCAUGGGUGUGCGGCGCAUCGACCGUGAAGAAAAGCAGGAGUUGCAGGCGAUUCGCCUCUCCCGAGAGGACUGUGGCUGCAAGUGCCAGGACGUGUGUGACCCCGAGACCUGCAGCUGCAGCUUGGCUGGGAUCAAAUGCCAGAUGGAUCAUACGUCCUUCCCCUGUGGUUGUACCAAGGGUGGCUGUGGCAACCCGGAGGGCAGAGUGGAGUUUAACCAGGCCCGGGUGCAGACCCACUCCCUCCACACCCUCACCAGGCUGGAACUUGAGAGCCAGCAGGAGGGCCUGGGUUCCGAUGCCCAGCUCCUGCUGCGGGGCAGCUGUGACACUGACUUGGAUUGUCUGGAGGGCGAGGACGGACCCCUGGGGCCUCCCCCCCCCACCCCAACCUUCUCAUUCCCCCUGGACAUGGAGAUUCUGGGCGAGAGCAGCUGCUGCAGCGACAUGACCGACUCCUCGGCCUCCUCGGACCCCUCCGAGGGGACGCCCAAGCCGCCAUUGGAACUGGACGAUGACGGCCUGGCCCGGAUCCUGCAUUUCAGCGAUUGUACCUCCCUGGAGGAGGGGGGCGUCCCCCUGGGCACUCCCCACGGCCAGGACAAGCUCGGCGGCUUCCACUCCACGGACCUCUUCGGCAUGGCGGCCGACAGCUACCCCAGCCACAUGGGCAGUGUCGUCUCUGACUGCCUGGAUGAGAACGCCAACCAGGACGCCCUGGGCUACCUGAGCGGCCUCCCUGCCCGGCCAGCCCAGGGCGCCGGCUCCUGCUGUCCCCUCCCUCCCUCCGCAGACCUGAGCCUGUCAUCCUCCGACUCCCUGGAUCUCUUCCAGCCCUUCUCCGACUACAGCCUGGGCCCUUUCUACCCCUCCCCCAAGGCCUCGGAGAGCGGGGACGCCCUGUCGGUGCCGCAGUCUGCCUUCUCGCCCACCGGCGACCCCACCGCCUGCUUUCUGGAGUCCCUCAUUGGUCUGUCGGAGUCAGCCCCAGAGAUGCCCGCCCCCUUUGCAGACAACCAGUUGCUGGAGGACGCCAUCAAGUCAUCCCUCAUGGAGAUGGUGAAGGUCUGAGGGCCCGAGGGGGCCGGGACCACCGAGGGGGACGUCGUCGUCGUCACUCAGGGACUAGCGGAGUUCUGUCGGAGCGUCUGUAGCCCGGGCAGGCGGUCAGUGCCCAAGUCCCUACAGGCUGUUGGGCCGAUCCUGCCAGGUCAUCGAGGCUGACCUCUUACCUAUUUACUAUUUAUUGCAAACUGAAGGGACGGGAGUGGUCACCAGAGCCUAAAAUAAUAGGUCUUAUUUAAACUGAUCCUACGUACCUCGGAUGUAUUAGGGGACAGCACGGUCCCGUUAUUUUUGUAUUAUGAUACAUCUGUAUUUAUUGUCUUUUCUCAUGCUCUGUGCGAGGAGAGCGUUGGAGGUUUUUGGCAUGAACUGAAAGGUAUAGGAGCCCUGCCCGCCCCCAACCUCUAAGAGGCCCUUGCCUGAGACUGUGCCUUCUCACUCCUCUCCGCCCAGUGAUUUUUAGGCCUUUGAUUUCGUUAAACACUUUGGUCAGCUUUGCCCCCAACAUUCUUAAGAUAGAGACUGAGAAACCCCGGGGCCGAAUCAGCCACUUGUCCGGGCAGACCCCCGGCCAUCUGUGACCGAAGCCACCUGCACGUUCUGGGGUCUGUGUGCACCACCGGGUUGGCUGAAGGUCGACCGAAUAAAGCUGUACAAAGACUUUGUAAGUUAUUUCCUGUAAUUUAUUUGGACAUCGAUGAGGAUUCAGCCCUGGGCCCCGAGGUGAUCGGGGCUUGUGGGAGUCUACCUGUCUUACCAUCUGCUGUGGAGCGCCCAAGGCAGUCUGGAGAAUCCAGACUCUGGAGGACAUCUCUGGUGGGGGCCUCUGGGUCCCUGGGGCUGGGCCGCUCGGCCUUGGAGGGCAGUAUGGGUGUACAUGUGCUUCAUGCAUGCGCUUGUAUGUUCUGAUGAGAGUCUGGCCUCUGUUGUGGCCAGGGGUGAAUAGGGAGGGGGUUGGGGUCACGGCCCUCCCGGGGCAAUGGGUGUUACCUAUAUGUCAAACUGAUCCUCCUCGACUCCCUCUGCCCCCAGAUCACCUCCACAACUGAGCAAGAAAUCAUUGCUGAGUUAGCCAUGGGAGACCCUUUCCAGGCCCGUGGUCCCCUUCCCACUGAGCCCCUUGGGCCUUGAACCCAAGUCCUGUUUCCCAAGAAUCUUUUUCUCUGUCCUUCCCUUGGGCCACCUGUGACAUGCCAAGAGGGAGGAGGAGAGUAUGUGGACAAGUCACUGACCCAUGCAUGUGUUGGCCAUCCUAGGUUGGUGACGGGCCUGGCCCUCCCCGGCUAGCCCUUUAAAGUGAACCAUCAGACACCCCCCAUUCCCCCCAAUGGAUUUUAUAUGAUCUCCCAAAUGUGGCUCCAGGCUGCGGCUCAUUCCUUGUGUUUGCCAAACAUUGAUGUUCCCUCCCUUGGCCGGUCAGCGAUAGAUGGAAUGGGAGUUCUCCGAACCUACCCCACAGGGGUUCUUAGGUAUCAGUACCACUUGGGUUCAGCUGCCUUCCUGUAUAUGCCAUGAGUAUUUUGCCUAAAGGUACAAGUAAAGAAAAUACUUUAUUUUUAA
Dromiciops gliroides (monito del monte) is the source of this 3543-nucleotide messenger RNA. RefSeq names its product cysteine and serine rich nuclear protein 1 (gene CSRNP1). Gene Ontology annotation, molecular function: DNA-binding transcription factor activity, RNA polymerase II-specific; sequence-specific DNA binding. The record is from RefSeq and is a predicted model, not a curated record. Gene Ontology annotation, cellular component: nucleus. Gene Ontology annotation, biological process: regulation of transcription by RNA polymerase II. NCBI's taxonomy places the organism in Eukaryota, Metazoa, Chordata, Mammalia, Microbiotheria, Microbiotheriidae. The coding region runs from base 340 to 1989 and encodes 549 amino acids. The transcript has 5 exons.